AAUGAGGAGCACAGUCCAAAGAUCCUGUCCUGUGUGGAGUCGUGCUCUCUCCCGAGGUCUCUCUACGUAAUUGUACCUGAAACAAUUCCACCUGAAUACCAAGUAGCAAAAGUUGAAGCCGUCGGCUGUGAUGCCAAAUCAACGCAGUUAACUGUGAAGGACCCGAGUUUUACAAUAAAAAGUAAUGGAGCAGUGGUAGCUUUAACGUCUGUCUCAGUGGCCGAAAGAGGACGGACAUUUUCUGUGUGCGCUCAGGAUAAUAGUGGACCGGAAAGUAAGAUGAAAGUUCACCUUGUCCGCAGUACAAUGCUGAAAAAACAUCAACGAGGCCAAGGCUUCCUGAGUCGCUCUAAAAGACGCUGGGCACCUCCGAACUUCAACGUAGUGGAGAAUGAUGAAGGACCCUAUCCAAAACUAAUCGAAAAGCUGGUGUCAGAUACCUCAGCCACAUAUAAUGUGUACUACACUAUCGAAGGAGAAGGAGUCGAUAAGUAUCCAACUGGAGUGUUCAGACUGGAAAGAAACACAGGGGAGCUGUUCUUGCUCAAAUCAGUGGACCGUGAGGCCUUCCCAGAAUAUAAAUUUGUGGUGCGUGUUUGGGACCAGAUCACAAAUCGGGAGACAGAUGAGAAUCUGCCUUUGAAAGUGCUUGUAGAUGAUGUAAAUGACAAUCCACCUGAGUUUGUAGGUUCACUACAGUUUACGGUUCCUGAGCACUGUAGUGUAGGGACUGUGGUGGGAAAGGUGAAUACAACCGACAAAGACCAAAAUGGCACUGACCAUGUGAAGAUUAAGUAUACACUCCUAACUGGAACAGCCAUGUUUACCAUUCAUCCACAAACAGGUGUCAUCACAACAACAACCAACACCCUAGACAGAGAGUUACAAGACAAGCAUUUAGUGAUUGUAAAAAUCCAGGAUAUGAAUGGUGCAGCAAAUGGUCUGGUUGCUACAUCAACAGCAACAAUUGUUCUGAGUGACAUCAAUGACAACCCGCCAAUCUUCAUGAAAACAUCUUAUGAUGUCGCUGUGCAAGAGAAUGAAAGUGAAAAACUUCUACUUCGAAUUCCAGUUCAAGAUAAAGAUUUGAUAAACACACCAAACUGGAUAUCAAAGUUUGUCAUUAGUCAAGGAAAUGAAAAUGGAAAUUUCAGGAUUGUUACUCACCCCUACACAAAUGAAGGGCUUCUGUACGUCUCAAAGCCAUUAGAUUAUGAGAAGACGAACAGUGUACAGCUUCAGAUCACGGCACAAAAUCAAGCACCGCUGAGUGGCAGCAGCGCCAGUUGGAACUCCAUCCCUGUGAAGGUCAAUGUCACCAAUGAAGGCCCAGAAUUCUCUGCUCCUUCGAUCCGCUUCAAUGUCAAAGAGAACACACCAAAUGGCACAGUGAUAGGAACUUAUACAGCUACAGAUCCUGAGACCAAGAGCAGCAAAGGCAUCAAGUAUUACAAGGUCACAGACCCGGGCUCCUGGAUCAGUGUGGACAGAGACACGGGAGAGCUGAGGGUGGCAAACACAAUUGACAGAGAGUCACCGCUUGUUCAUGAUGGGUUUUACAACGUCACAGUGAGGGCUGUUGAUGCUAGCUCCAUGACAACAACAGGAACUGUCAUCCUUCUGGUGGAGAAUCCUAUGAGUCCAGUCAGCAUUUUAUUAAAAACAAAGACAGAGCAAAACGAAGAGGUUUGGAGGGUUCCAGGUAAUAUGUCUUGAGAAACUGCCUGUUAAAUUCUUAAAGAGUGUAAAAGUGGUGAGCUUGGAGAACCAGACAUCCACAAAGGCAUUAACACUGUGACAAUAAAGAUCGAGAGCACGAA
Messenger RNA from Oreochromis aureus, 1820 nucleotides. RefSeq names its product desmocollin 2 like (gene dsc2l). Gene Ontology annotation, cellular component: adherens junction; lamellipodium; cytoplasm. Gene Ontology annotation, biological process: homophilic cell-cell adhesion; cell morphogenesis; regulation of axonogenesis. Gene Ontology annotation, molecular function: cadherin binding; calcium ion binding. The record is from RefSeq and is a predicted model, not a curated record. NCBI's taxonomy places the organism in Eukaryota, Metazoa, Chordata, Actinopteri, Cichliformes, Cichlidae. The transcript is spliced from 12 exons. Bases 280 to 1716 code for a protein of 478 amino acids.